Molecule: messenger RNA, 2296 nt
Organism: Annulohypoxylon truncatum
Lineage: Eukaryota; Fungi; Ascomycota; Sordariomycetes; Xylariales; Hypoxylaceae
Product: Serine/threonine-protein kinase Rio1
Exons: 3
Coding region: 246-1856 (536 amino acids)
Biological process (GO): protein phosphorylation; maturation of SSU-rRNA
Cellular component (GO): preribosome, small subunit precursor; cytosol
Molecular function (GO): ATP binding; protein serine/threonine kinase activity
Source: RefSeq, a predicted model, not a curated record
GUUCUGUAUACCAGCCACAUGUGACGUCGAGACUCGGGCUCUGGCAUAUGUGGCGUAAAGAUGGGGCGGUCGUGCCCUACCUAAACUUCAUUAGUGGGGUGAUAUCAUUUCACGAAAGCAUCUCCCCAAUACAUUCACGACCUUGGAAUUGUCUACGAUUUUUUCCCACUUGUUACUCAUUUAACCAAUCACUCUUUGAGCCUAUUUACAGCCUAGUUAAAAACUCAUCCUAGUGAAGAUACGCCAUGGCGACCGACGAGUCUGCGGCACCGCCUCAAUUACCGACCAGCAGCAACGGUCACAAUGAAUCAACAAACCAAGAAGCCCCCAGAGAUCCAUCCAUUGUUGCCCCCGAAUCUUUAGAUGUAGACGAAGCCGAAGAUAGCGAUUUAGACUCCGUCUUCAAUCAAGACGACGAUGUUGACGACGACCUUGACUUAGAUGGGGAACCCGGUAUAGCAAGAAAUUACAAUAGGCAACGGCCUUUAAAUACCAGCCUGCAAAAGCCCGCCGCCAACACGGCAGCCAACAUAGAUGAUCAGAUCGCUGCUCUCUCAAAACACGCAGGAAAGAUAAGAUUGGACGAUGUCAAGGAGGGCCAGGAUCGCGAGAAGGAUAAGGCCGAUAGGGCUACAAGUGACCAAGUCCUCGAUCGGAGAACCCGCAUGAUCCUCUAUCAGAUGAUCAAUCGCGAAGUAGUCAGCGAGAUACAUGGCGCAAUCAGUACUGGAAAGGAGGCCAAUGUAUACGGCGCCGUCGCCUAUCCCGAUCCUGAUGGCCCACCGGUCCAGCGUGCUAUUAAGGUCUACAAAACAGCCAUAUUGAGCUUCAAAGACAGAGAGAGGUACAUCACCGGCGAAUACCGAUUUAAAUCCGGCGCGGAAAAAGGCAACAACCGCAAGAUGGUGAAAUUGUGGGCAGAGAAGGAGUUCCGCAACUUGCGAAGGAUCCAUUCUGCUGCUAUUCCUUGUCCUGAACCUAUUCAGCUCAAACUUCACGUGCUCGUUAUGGGUUUCCUUGGAGACAGGAAAGGCUACGCUUACCCGCGGUUACGCGACGCGAACAUUACGGAUGAAGAUGCCGAUCAAGUUUGGAGACAGUUGUAUAUCCAACUCUUAAGUAUCAUGCGACGGUUAUAUCAAGUAUGCAAACUAGUACACGCAGAUUUGAGCGAGUACAAUAUUCUGUACAACGAUAAACAACUUUACAUCAUUGAUGUCUCGCAAAGUGUCGAGCAUGAUCAUCCUCGAUCGCUCGAAUUCCUUCGCAUGGAUAUUAAGAAUACGGGCGAUUUCUUCCGUAGGGAAGGUGUCGACACUUUAUCUGAUCGGACUGUAUUCGACUUUAUCACAAACUCGCAAGGUGCGGUGGAAGAGCCGGGCCUAUCGGCCGCAAUCGAACAGCUAUAUACAUAUAGUUUAUCAUCUUCCAACAACGAAACAGCAGCCGAGCAAGAAGUUGACAACGAGGUCUUUCGAAAUCAAUACAUUCCCCAGACCCUAGAGCAAGUGUAUGAUAUUGAAAAAGACGCUCAAGCAAUUGGUGAGGGAGAGGGAGACAAACUCGUCUAUCGAAAUCUCCUUGCAGACCAGGUAGUAACAAAGCCGGAUGCGGAAGACGCAAGCUCAGGAGACGAAUCGGAUGCUGGCGCAACUCUCACUCACGAUAGUGGAAGUGACGACGAGAGCAGCUUUUCAAAAGGACCUCCUCGAGGGAAACGAUUCCAAGAUAAGGAGGAGAAAAAGCAACACAAGCAUGCUGUCAAGGAAGCGAAGGCCGAGAAGCGAAAAGAGAAAAUGCCGAAACAUGUCAAGAAACGCCUGGUAGCUACAUCUUCCAAGAAGAGGACUAAGUAAACUUGAGGUUGAAUGAAAAAGAAAAAAAAAAGGUACUCAUAGCCCAGCGUAAAUAUCUACCAACGGCAACAUGAAUACAUCCAGCGUUUCAAGCUGCCUAUCUUGACUACUACUCAAUAGCACAUGUGCCGCCGGAGUAGGGAGAAACCCACCCCCGACAGCCUUCCUGUAAGUGUUUCUUUAGAUUCCGUCGUACGCACUUCUAGCAAUCAAAUGACGAAUCCCCAAAGCGCAAAUCCCAAGCUAGGCCACAGCGUUUUUGCCAGUUCCUGACAAUAACCGUGGCUUAGUUCUUGGUAAAAUGCGUCCUGAGCGACCCUCUAAGGGGUCAUGCAGAUCAAAGAGAGCCCUGAUGAUUGUCUUCAUAUUUCCUUUUUUUUCUUCCCCCCAGACACCUGAAUACGUAGGUGGGCGAGUAGAAGGCUAACCAAGGUAGUACG